GCCAAUUGAGGCCACUGCAGAAUAAUGGCAGGCGGUGGUGAUGAUGAUAGCAAAAUAGGGUAGUGAAAAGAGCCUGCCAUUGCUUUGAAGCCCAAUUUGAAAGUGCAGUGGAUUCCAAGGUUAAAGCCAAGGGAGGAGGGAGGAGGGGGUGGGAAGAGGAGCACGUCAGACAAGAAUCCCGUGUUUGAAUGCCUGCCGCCCUCUGCACACAAUUGAAAAAGGAGAAGACAAAACCUCAUUCAGAUGACCUUCAAUGCUGAAGAAGCGCACAGUAUUAUUAAAGAUUGCAUAGAAGGUGUUCUGGGCAAGGCAGAUUACAAUCACGACAAUGUCAAUCAGUGGACUGCAGCUAUAGUAGAACAAUCUUUAACACAACUGGUAAAACUGGGGAAAACGUACAAGUACAUUGUAACCUGUGCAGUGAUGCAGAAGUGUGGAGCUGGUCUGCAUACAGCAAGCUCGUGUUUUUGGGAUACCACAACUGAUGGUACCUGCACAGUUCGAUGGGAAAACCGAACUAUGAACUGCAUCGUCAAUGUCUUUGCUGUAGCCAUUAUUCUGUAGCAAACUGGACAAAUCGCACUAAGUUAUGCCAAAGCCUUUAAGAACAAAACUAUCAAAUUACUUAUAGUACAUUGUAAGAAUUAUUAAAUAAACUAUAUUUAUGCACUAAA
Molecule: messenger RNA, 674 nt
Organism: Podarcis raffonei (Aeolian wall lizard)
Lineage: Eukaryota; Metazoa; Chordata; Lepidosauria; Squamata; Lacertidae
Gene: DYNLT3
Product: dynein light chain Tctex-type 3
Exons: 5
Coding region: 244-564 (106 amino acids)
Biological process (GO): microtubule-based movement
Cellular component (GO): cytoplasm; kinetochore; cytoplasmic dynein complex
Molecular function (GO): dynein intermediate chain binding
Source: RefSeq, a predicted model, not a curated record